CGCUAGUUCCCGUGUGGAUAUGUGCGCUAUGGCGGCCGGCGCUACUGGACGCGCGCUGCCCUCGCGCGAUCUCUGGCAGCUGAACGAGUUCGCGCAGCACCAGAACGAAGACUGGGUCCAGCAAAUGAGUGCGGCGAUUCGUGCGUCGUCGAGCGCGCCUCUGCUGAGCUACGCCGCGCUGGGCGCGUGGCUGGUGCGGCGCGAGCUGGCGCCGGCGCUGCUGCCGCGCCUCGAGGCGGCGCUGCUGCUCCAGCGCGCCGGCAACCAGCGCAUACACGUCGCCAACGCGCUCAGUCUAAUCGGAUCGUCGACGUCGGCGGAAGACCUGGUGAUAUACAAGACGGCGGCGGCCAUUCUCGGCGCGCCGAUGGCACACUUCGCGCAUCUCCUACUCUGGGCGUUGCUGAUGCAGCUGUAUCUCUCCCGUGGGCCUGGCGGUGGCCCAGAAACCCCAGCAGUGGGCCCGCUAUUCUUCAGCGGAAUCAUCAAGUCGCGCACUCUUGCGCAGCUCAAGCGCCGCCUCCAAGACUCCAUCAAGUAUCACCAGAGCGAGCAGAAAAGAUUAGCUUCAGAAAACCCUGAACCCACCACUCCAGCUCCAAAUACAUCCAGGAUAGUCAAGUCCGAAUCGAGGAGUCUCGAUGGUCAACUGAUGCCGUUAUCGAUUAACGAUUUGACGUGCGAGUCGAGCGAUUCCAGCGAGUCGGAUGACUCGGAAGAGGAGAGAGUGGCAUCGCGCAGGGGCUCGACGGAGGAAAAUGAUGUAUACAUGAAGAAUGUCAAGUUGGCGAUCAAGUACCAUGCGGCGGCUGAGAGCAUGCUGGGAAAAUAUGCAGAGUGGUUGGACGCGGGCGACGCGGUGCGCGCGCGGCAGACCGACGCCGACGUGUCCCGCCUGCUGCCGGAGCGUUUGCAAGAAGCGGUGUGGGAGGUGUCACGCAGCCGCGCGACCACGCCCCCCGCGGAGCGGGAGCCCCUCCCCCUGCCGCCGCCCGCGCCGGAAGCCCCGCCCCCCGCGCCCGCCACGCCCUACGACACAGUCGUCCGAGUGCUCAUGGACAUAAAGAACACGAAGCCCAAGAGGUCUCGACGGCCGGCCGUCAAGUCGCCUGUGGACAAGGUGGACUUCAAAGACAUUCGCUCCCUUCUGAGUCUCGUUGAAUCUCACUGCCAAGAUCUGCAAAAGUUGGCGAAGGAAUCGAAUGCAGAGGUGUCAACGUUGGCAAACCUUAACAUAGUGCUGUGGAAGCUUGUGCAGGAACAACGCGUGGCCAAACCCUUGCCCUUUAUGCGCAAGUAUUGCUCUCAGCGCUGCGCUCAGGUCACGUAUGCGCCAUCGGGCCACGAAUGGUGCAUAGCAGUGGGCGCGGUACAGGGCAUAAAAGAAAACAGGGCCAAGGCGAUGGCGUGCACGCGGCGGCUGGCGCGCCCGCGACCGCACGCCGCGCGAACAGCGGCCGCACUGUUCACUAUCGUCAGGCGCAUACCAAGCCGCGAGGCGGCGGGCCGCGUGGCGGAGCUGGCGCUGCAGGCGGCGGCGCGCGCGGGGGGCGCCGCGGCCGUCACGCUCGCCGCCUUCGUCGAGCAGCUCGCCGAGCGCUGGUUAUCCUCCGACGGCGUCCUCUGCUCGUACCUGAUCAGGCGUUCGUACAACAACAGCGCUGCGCAGACGCUCAUCGGGCCGCUGGUGGCCCCCCCGCGCGUGGACCCCGCGCACAUCCCUACGCUGCACAGCGCCCUGCUGCGCGGCCCGCUGCCGCCGUCCGCACUGUUCAGCUACCUGUCUCGGUUCGACAUGAGCCGAUGGGCGGACACCGCGACGCCGGCGCAGCGUAGCGAAGUACUCAAUGAGCUGACGGAAGCGGCGCAGCGCUGGGCCGCGAGAGACGAGCCCGACUACCAGGUGUUGCUCGAGUUGGUCGGCAUGCAGUCGGCUGCAGCCUGCCGGGGCUCCGAGCUGGCCGCUCUCGCCAGCGGGUGCUGCCGCGCCGCCGCCGCCUGGCUGCCGCCCGCGCAGCUGUCGCACGUGGCGCGCGCGGCGCUGCUGCGGGCGCCGGGCCUGCCGUGCGACCAGCUAGGCCACCUGCUCCGCGAGCUCGGCGUCAUCUGGUGGGAGGUGCGCAGCGGCCUUAAAGGCCCCGACGAUAGACACGCAGCGUAUGCGCCGCACGUGGCUCAGUUACUGUCAGUGCUUCACAGGGCGUUCGUCGCUGCUGCGGUGCAACUAAGCUACGCGCCUGAGAGAGUGGCAGCACUAGCGUGGUCGAGCCUGCUAGAGGCGUGGUCGGCGUGGGUGGUGCCGCACGCUGCCACGCCGCUGCUGCCAUCCACCGGCGAGCGGGAGCACUACACGUGCAUGCUGCGGGCCUUCCACGAAGCCGCGCUGGAGGUCAUGACUGACUGUCCUGGCACAGAAGAGCACCUCCUCUCCCAGAUAUUCGAGUGGGCGGUGCAGACGUGCGCGAGCGUGCACAGCGCGCCCAACCAAGAAAGCCGCGUGCAGGCGUCCGCUCUGCUGGCGGAGCUGGCGCGCGGGCCUUGGCGGAGCCACCAGUGGCUGCGGGCCAGCAGUCUGCAGGCCUUGCUGCAGGUGUGCCACCUGGGCGACCGAGAGCUUAACGACUGGUGCGCGGCGGCGUGCGACGGGCUUCAAGCGUACACGUGGGCAGGCAGGGAGGCCGAGCUGGGUGCUCGCCUGCCGCUGUUACUGCACCUGUUCACUGCUGGCAUCUUCCAGAACGACCGGGUGAGUAAAAAAUCAAAAAAGCUUUGCACUUGACAGAAAGAUAAAGAAGCAAGUAAGACGUAAGUACAUACAAAGUGACGAAGUCAGCGUACAUCAAGACCGCCAGGGUUUGCCUCGAAACAGAUUUUCAGCGGAGGCCCGUUGUCACGGCAACAGCCCUGGUAUUCCGAAGGUGUAUUCCGAAGCGAGCAGUGGACAGCA
Messenger RNA from Ostrinia furnacalis (Asian corn borer), 2947 nucleotides. RefSeq lists its product as uncharacterized. Lineage: Eukaryota; Metazoa; Arthropoda; Insecta; Lepidoptera; Crambidae. The transcript is spliced from 19 exons. The record is from RefSeq and is a predicted model, not a curated record. Bases 20 to 2779 code for a protein of 919 amino acids.